AUGUCGAGAACGAUUUCAAACGCCUUCAACAACGCAAACCUGCCAGUCUUCAACGUGGGUCCACGGGGAAGUUUCCGAGUCACCCGUAACAAAGCCGAAUCUUUGAUAGGUACUACCAAAGAGAUAACUACCGAACGCUAUGAAGCUCCGCCGUCAUACUCCAUCCAGGUCGAGCCAUAUUACGUCCAAGCACUGCGUGGGCCACCCAAAGCCCAGCCUUCACCAUGCAGAACGCAACAGCUACAGCGCUACGUGCUCGAGAUUAUCUCAAUCACAUUCAACGCCAAUUUCGACAAGUUCAACGCCGCAUUACACAAAAGAACCAUGACUACCAGGACAUCCUCUAUACUCUCCGACCAAGAGCGCGAGGAUCUGUACAAACUGUCAGUCCUCGUCCGCAAGGUGGACAAACAAUUCAGCGACCGAAAAAUCAGCACUGUAAACGAGGAAGACGAAAGCACACUUCGCAAAGCCAUCUUCAUACCCACAGUGGACAUCACCGGCGGUGCAUGA
Molecule: messenger RNA, 513 nt
Organism: Ascochyta rabiei
Lineage: Eukaryota; Fungi; Ascomycota; Dothideomycetes; Pleosporales; Didymellaceae
Exons: 1
Coding region: 1-513 (170 amino acids)
Source: RefSeq, a predicted model, not a curated record